Molecule: messenger RNA, 723 nt
Organism: Symbiodinium necroappetens
Lineage: Eukaryota; Dinophyceae; Suessiales; Symbiodiniaceae
Source: the annotation of a GenBank genome assembly
AUGCUCCGCGUUUGGCAGAUAUCUGGUGUAGAGCUGGCAGCCAUACCUGCAGAGGAGCUGAGUGAUGUUCUGGCCCUGAAGCAGCAACUGCGUGUGAGGAAGGGCUUGCCCAUCUGCCUUCAAGAACUUCUCCAUGAUGGCAUCCGGUUACAGGAUUCCAGCAAGCUGGGUGCCCCUAUGGAUGUACAGCUGGUCUUGCUAUCCCUUGCCAAAGGGCUGGAGGCUGCACAGGAACUUAGGGAGGCUGCGACCAAGGGGGAGAUCGAGGUAGUACGCUUGCUGUUGAGGGCUAGCACGGACAAAGACUCUACAAAUGAGUUAGGCAUACGAGCUCUUUUGUGGGCAUCUUCCAACGGCCAUGUGCAGACAGUGCGGCUUUUGCUAGAGUCCGGUGCAGCUCAAGGCUUUACGGCCCGCGAGGUGGGCAAGACAGCUCUGACAUGGGCCUGCAUGAAUGGCCAUGGGGGGGUGGCACGCUUGCUACUGGAAGCCGGUGCUGACAAAGAUUCGAUGGACUGGCAGCGCAAGACAGCCCUAAUCUGGGCGUCUGGCAACGGGCAUGUUGAUGUAGUGAGCUUGCUGUUGGAAUCUGGUGCGGCUAUGGACCUGAUCGACCAAGAAGGCAGCACAGCCCUCCACCGAGCAGCAACCAACGGCCACACUGAGGUCGUGCGCCUGCUGCUAGAAGCUCGGAUUAGUGGCUACCCACAGGCUCCUUCGUAG